Messenger RNA from Verruconis gallopava, 2162 nucleotides. RefSeq lists its product as uncharacterized. The transcript is spliced from 2 exons. Gene Ontology annotation, biological process: lipid metabolic process. Lineage: Eukaryota; Fungi; Ascomycota; Dothideomycetes; Venturiales; Sympoventuriaceae. The record is from RefSeq and is a predicted model, not a curated record. Gene Ontology annotation, molecular function: oxidoreductase activity, acting on paired donors, with oxidation of a pair of donors resulting in the reduction of molecular oxygen to two molecules of water. The coding region runs from base 144 to 1841 and encodes 565 amino acids. Gene Ontology annotation, cellular component: membrane.
CGUGAAGCCGAAACCUUCUGCCUGCAAAUAAGUCGCUUUUGAUUGUACCUCUGUCCUAGUCAACCGCUUCGCUUCUGCACGCAAUGUUAUAUACCCCAUAGAUCGCUUUUUGUUCUCUGCUUUCUUGGUCGCUUGUAGCCGAGAUGUCAGCUCGCAGCGGCCGCCCUGAGAGAGAGCUCAAGGUUCUCACGCGGUCCGAGAUAGAGGCUCAGAUCGCGGAAGGACGGCUCAUUUUCAUACUCAAUGGCGAGGUUAUCAAGGCAGAUGCUUGGGCGCCGUAUCACCCUGGUGGUUCCAAAGCAAUCGAGCAUAUGGUUGGUCGAGACGCCACCGAUGAGGUCACGGCCUUUCAUUCGCGCGAAACGCUGGAGCGCAUGAAGUCCUACCGGUGUGGACGUGUCGAGGGCAGAUGGGAGAAUUUUGUGCCGCCAAUCCAGGGUGGAAAGUUCAGACGUCGGGACGAGCAAGAGCAGGAGUCGAGUUUACCGCUACAGAGGAGCUCCUCAGAAAGUUCCCUCUCCGAUGAACCUUCACCGGUAUUUGAGGCUUCGAAACGUAGUUCUGGGGUUCGUAGGCGGAACGGCAAGGAGAGUGACGUUUCCUCCAUAUCGUCCGUGGAAAUUGAUGAGCCUAAGAUGACACAUUUGGACGUAAAAACAAGAGAAGAGCUCAAGUUGGACCUAGACAUAUACCCCCCGCUUGACAGCAAGACGCAAGACGAGAUUGUGCGAAAGUACAGGCUGCUGGAUGAGCGAAUCAAGGCAGAGGGUCUGUACCAAUGCCGGUACUCAGCGUACGGCAUCGAGUGCAUCAGAUAUAUCUUGCUAUUCGCCACGAGCCAAUACUUCCUGCGGCUAGGUUGGACUAUGGACGGCUGGGCAGCGACGGCAUGCUAUUUUUUCAGCGCUAUCUGCCUGGGUUUUUUCUGGCACCAACUUGCCUUCACCGUUCAUGACGCUGGGCACAUGGGCAUAACACACAAGUUUCACGUCGACACGCUCAUUGGCAUCUUCUGUGCUGAUUUCCUCGGUGGUCUAAGUGUUGGCUGGUGGAAGCGCAACCACAAUGUCCACCAUAUUGUCACUAACGCGCCAGAGCAUGACCCGGAUAUUCAGCACAUACCUUUUUUCGCAGUCUCUCAUCGAUUCCUCGAAUCAUUGCGGUCUACAUACUACGAGCGCGUCAUGACGUACGAUGCCCUUGCACAGGUCACCAUCAAGCUUCAACACUACCUUUACUAUCCUAUCCUCUGCUUCGGGCGCUUCAACUUGUACCGUCUUAGCUGGGAAUAUCUCCUCAAGGGCCAAGCACCACGCAAAGGCCCAGCUUGGUGGCACAGCUGGCUCGAAAUCGCAUGCCAACCACUCUUCUGGACCUGGUUCGGCUACGGUAUCCUUUACCGCAGCCUUCCCACCGCGGGUGACCGGUGGAUCUACCUCUUGGUCUCGCACAUGGCUUCCGCACCUGUCCACGUCCAGAUUGUGCUGUCCCACUUCGCCAUGAGCACAUCCGACCUCGGGGUUCACGAGUCCUUCCCCCAGAAAAUGCUGCGAACAACGAUGGAUGUUGACUGCCCCCCCUGGCUUGACUUCGUCCACGGCGGCCUACAAUUUCAAGUCAUACAUCACCUGUAUCCGCGGAUUCCAAGGCACAACCUAAGGAGAACGCAGAAGCUUGUGCAGGAAUUUUGCGAGGAUGUUGGCAUCCCGUACGCUCUCUAUGGGUUCGUAGACGGGAAUCAGAAGGUCAUUGGCCGACUUAGUGAGGUAGCUAGGCAGGCUGCUAUUCUAGCGGAGUGUCAGCGGACCAUGGCAGCGCGACAAGAUUACCACAUGCACUAAAUCUUUCAUUUUGGGGUGUUACAUGUGAUAAUAGACGUUAUUCUCUUUUUUUUUAGAACUGUCUCACACAACUGGAUUCCAAACCUCCCUUCUCUUUUACUACUCCUUGCAUCGUGAAGACUAUCAUAACACACGAAAAUAACUGGGCGUAGGGUUGACAUCUUUAAAGGGGAUGCCAGGAUUUCAGAAGAUAAUUUCUUGUUGACGAAAUCUAUAGUGUGUACUUUUGAUUUGUCUACUUGAAUCAUUUUGACAUUAUUAUGAGAGAUUCCUCGAUUUCUUCGUUGAGCUGUGAAGCCAUGCCCAAGGAUUCAAAGUCGG